Molecule: messenger RNA, 1918 nt
Organism: Solanum stenotomum
Lineage: Eukaryota; Viridiplantae; Streptophyta; Magnoliopsida; Solanales; Solanaceae
Product: trehalose-phosphate phosphatase A-like
Exons: 13
Coding region: 428-1573 (381 amino acids)
Biological process (GO): trehalose biosynthetic process
Molecular function (GO): trehalose-phosphatase activity
Source: RefSeq, a predicted model, not a curated record
AGGACCAUAAUAUGUGGUUGCAUCUACUGUUUUUUUCCUCUCAGUUUGUGGGCUAUGGGGAGGAGGUUAAUAGCUAACUACUGCCAAUUGUCAAAUUUUCUUACCAAAUAUUAGUAUUUGAAGCAGUAGUUUAAUUUAUUUAUGAGACCUCUCAUAUAACCUGUUGUUUUAUUCAUUCAAAGUUUAUUGACUGACUAGAAAAGUGAGGCUAAGAAGUGGGAAGAUGUGCAAUUUCCAGGGCUCUUUUGCUUGAUGGACCGUACGCCUGGCUGCAGUGAUAAGGUUACUUUGAAGAAGUGGUUUUUCAUUGACAAAAGGGUUGGUUAGAAGUGUGUGAAACCAUUUAAGAGCAGAGUUACUCAAACCAUUGCCAACUGCUUGCAUAGUUUUAAAACUUGUUUUCUGCCAUAAAAAGAUACUGGGCACAAUGGACCUGAAAUCAAAUACAUCCCCUGUUGUCACCGAUCCUGCCCCACUGACUCCGUCCAGAUUGGGCAUCCACUCAGCUUUGAUGCCAUACCCUCCGGUUGGGCCAACUUUCUCUCCCACACUCUUCCUUACUAUCCCAAGGAAGAAGCCUGGAAUUCUAGAUGAUGUUAGAUCAAACACUUGGUUGGUGGAUGCCAUGAAAUCUUCAUCUCCUACACAUAGAAAGAAAACUAAGGAUUCCACUGCUGAACUAGCAUCAAAUGAAAAUGAUCUUGCUUACCGCAUAUGGAUGCUCAAGUAUCCCUCGGCACUUUCAUCAUUUGAGCAAAUCAUAAAUUAUGCAAAAGGCAAAAGAAUAGCACUUUUUCUGGACUAUGAUGGGACUUUAUCACCAAUUGUAGAUGAUCCAGAUCGAGCUUUCAUGUCUAGUGCUAUGCGUGCUGCUGUGAGGAAUGUGGCUAAAUAUUUUCCCACAGCAAUUAUUAGUGGGAGAAGUCGUGAUAAGGUAUAUGACUUUGUCGGACUAUCUGAACUUUACUACGCUGGUAGUCACGGCAUGGAUAUAAUGAGCCCUGUUCGAGCCAUUUCUAAUGACUAUAGUUGUAUUAGAUCUACUGACAAGCAGGGCAAGGAAGUUAAUCUUUUCCAACCUGCUAGUGAGUUCUUACCAAUGAUCAAGGAGGUUCUUAGAUCUCUUGUUGAGCUCACAAAAGACAUCAGCGGAGCAAAAGUUGAGAACAACAAAUUUUGUGUUUCAGUACACUAUCGUAAUGUAGAUGAGAAGAGUUGGUCAACCAUUGGAGAAUCUGUUGAUGAAUUGUUAAAACACUACCCCCGUCUGCGAUUGACACAUGGCCGGAAGGUUUUAGAAGUCAGGCCUGUGCUUAACUGGGACAAAGGGAAAGCUGUUGAGUUCUUACUUGAAUCAUUGGGGUUGAAUAAUUGUGAUGAUGUUCUUCCCAUUUACAUAGGAGAUGAUCGUACAGAUGAAGAUGCAUUUAAGGUGUUGAGAGAGGGAAAUAAAGGUUACGGAAUCUUAGUUUCUUCUGCUCCAAAAGAAAGCAAUGCAUUCUACUCUCUGAGGGAUCCAUCUGAGGUGAUGGAAUUCCUCAAGUGCUUGGUAUCAUGGAAGAAGUCAAGUUAACUUAUGGAACACAUAAUACCCCCAUUUUGUUGGAUUCUUUUCAUAUGAAGAUGGAAUGACUAGUUGCGGGGAUGGUUUAGGGAGCAGAGGUGCUUAGUAAAAGUUUCUAGUGACGAGAUUCAGGAUAUUCUAAUUUACUGUUUCUGCUCAGAGCUUUUCUUUGUAAAUUCAUUUUCGUAAUUGCUGCAUCAAGGAUGCCCUUAGCCCAGCCAAUGUAAUACUCAUCGAUCUUCAUAUUUUGUUUUUUAACUUUGCCUGCCACUUCUCCCCAAGGGAGAGUCUACCUCUUUAUCUAGUAAUUUAUGUUCAAGAGUUUAUUUAUUGCCCUAUUCUAUCACACUGCUU